This is a messenger RNA of Lethenteron reissneri (Far Eastern brook lamprey), 1178 nucleotides long. RefSeq names its product platelet binding protein GspB-like. Lineage: Eukaryota; Metazoa; Chordata; Hyperoartia; Petromyzontiformes; Petromyzontidae. The record is from RefSeq and is a predicted model, not a curated record.
GGUGCGUCGGCUGGUGCGUCGGCUGGUGCGUCGGCUGGUUCGUCAGCUAGUUCGUCAGCUAGUGCGUCAGCUAGUGCGUCAGCUAGUGCGUCCCAUAGUGCGUCAGCUGGUGCGUCAGCUGGUUCGUCAGCUGGUUUGUCAGCUAGUGCGUCAGCUGGUUUGUCAGCUAGUGCGUCAGCUGGUGCGUCAGCUGGUGCGUCAGCUGAUUCGUCGGCUGGUGCGUCGGCUAGUGCGUCAGCUAGUACGUCCCAUAGUGCGUCAGCUGGUGCGUCGGCUGGUGCGUCGGCUAGUGCGUCAGCUAGUACGUCCCAUAGUGCGUCAGCUGGUGCGUCAGCUGGUUCGUCAGCUGGUUUGUCAGCUAGUGCGUCAGCUGGUUUGUCAGCUAGUGCGUCAGCUGGUGCGUCAGCUGGUGCGUCAGCUGAUUCGUCGGCUGGUGCGUCGGCUAGUGCGUCAGCUAGUACGUCCCAUAGUGCGUCAGCUGGUGCGUCAGCUGGUGCGUCAGCUGGUGCGUCAGCUGGUUCGUCAGCUAGUGUGUCAGCUGGUUCGUCAGCUAGUACGUCCCAUAGUGCGUCAGCUAGUGUGUCCACGAGUGCGUCAGCUAGUGUGUCAGCUGGUUUGUCAGCUAGUGCGUCAGCUAGUGCGUCCCAUAGUGCGUCAGCUAGUUUGUCAGCUGGUUCGUCCGCUAGUGCGUCCCCUAGUGCGUCAGCUGGUGUGUCAGCUGGUUCGUCAGCAAGUGCGUCAGCUAGUGUGUCAGCUGGUUCAUCAGCAAGUGCGUCAGCUGGUUCGUCAGCUAGUGCGUCAGCUGGUUCAUCAGCAAGUGCGUCAGCUGGUUCGUCAGCUAGUGCGUCAGCUAGUGUGUCAGCUGGUUCGUCAGCUAGUACGUCCCAUAGUGCGUCAGCUGGUGCGUCAGCUAGUGUGUCCCCUAGUGCGUCAGCUAGUGUGUCCCCUUGUUGGUCGUCUGCUGCGUCUGCGCCUUGGCUGGGCAGCUCCCUGUAUGCGACCGUGUACCCCGUGAUGCUGCUGCUGCUGCUGCCGCCGUCGUGUGCGGGUGGCGGCUCCCAGCUGACCAGCAGGCUGCUGGAGCUGAGGGCCACGCACACGAUGUUUUGUGGGGGUGCGGAGGGGGCUGUGGGUCGGGUUGGGAUUGUGGAGGUGACGGGCGGAGGGGGGGUGUCACC